GUGUAGUUUCUCCUGGAAUGAUAAAAUCCUUCUUACACGGUGGCCAAAAUCCAACAAUUACACUCAUGAUGAUGAUGAUCACGACCUCACAAUGUACUUUACAUUUCAUCCCAAAAAACACCAUUUUUCUUUCUUUUCGUGUGACUGGCCCUUCCCUCCCUUUGUUUCAUAAAACCAGUGCCAAACUUUCCAUGUAAAAUGAACUCAAUCCUUUUUGGACGCCACCUUUAAAAGGGGGAAGACUAAACCCAAGGUCAAAAGGAUCGACUUGCAAAAAACACGACGGCGUCGACUCACUCACUUUCCGCCACCGAGACACGGAAAAAAAGCUCCUUUCAAUACAGUUGCGAUUCAACACUUUGGCUCCGAUCAAUACAUAUCAUACAUAAUCCAUCGACACCUUUGAAAAAAAAAAAAAAUAAUCUGUAAUCCUGAGCUUUUCAUUUAUUUUUUCCCAAAUGGAAGUCGCUGCAUCUGAUUAAACGCGAUCCCUGCUGCUUUCCACGCAAUUACAUUUCUCGGGGACAUUUAUUACGCUGAAAACAUCGGACACGUACACUUGAAGUAAAAGCAGAAUAAAACAAAAGCAAACGUGCCAGACAAAUGGAGCUACAAAACAAAAAUCAUACUCAGCCACUUUUCAUCGUUUAAUUGGGCCAUAAAAAGCAAACCAUCCAUUCAUUUUCUUAGCCGCUUAUCCUCAAUGCCACCAAAUCCCGUUUGGACUACGUAAAUGUGUGAGGUGUUUCCAUUUCCAUUUUUUCUACAAUACAGUAUACUCUGGAUAUCCAUCCAUUGUCUUCGGUGCUUAUCCUGACGAGGGUCACGGAGAGUGCUUAGUAGCAUCCCUCGCUCCAAAACUGGUCGGCUGCGUUGAACUCAUCCAUCCCAGUGGUGGUGCAGGCCGCAAUCCACGUGUAACUGUUUUGAUCGUUUGAAAUUGAAAGCGGCAAACCUUCCUGACGCGGUGCUCGGCUUGGGACCGUCCUACGGAUUGCGCUGGCUUGUGUACCCCAGAGGGCUGCAUUUUAUAUAUACGCACACGCACGCACGCACGCACCUCGUUUUUGUAUGUUCCUUCCGUGCCGGUGGGACUUUCCUUUGGCUUCCUCCCACAUUCCAACAACGUGGAUGGAAAAUUGUCAGUUGGUGUCCUGCCCGUCGACUUGGCACCAUUCAAAUUGGAAGGCGGACGAUGGGUUUAGUGGUCCCAUGGUGGAAAUGAAGAAAACUUCAACGUGUUGCAACAAUUUCACGCUUUUUAGCUCCAUGAAAAAAAAAAGAUCCAGGUGCAGACUUUGGAUGUCCGGCAGCCAAGCGGGACUUUGGGGGGGGGCUUUUCAACGCGUUUUGCUAGCGGUGAGCCGCUGAAUGUUCUCGCGGGCCGCAGCAGACGCAGUCGGUGACCCGGCCGGCUCCGUGGCACCGUCGUUUUUGCCACAAUGGAAACGAAGACGCGCGCGCGCGCACGCACGCUUUGCCUGCGAGACCUUGAGCCCCGCUUUUCAGCUGACAUUUUUCAUGAUCAUCUCCACAGCAAGCACCUCUUUGCCGAAGCCAGUCGCUUGCAUGCGUGGAACGUUCCGCGAUCUGACAGAAAGUUUCAAACGUCGCCAGACUUCCAUUUAUGCCUAUUCUGGCGACAACGCUGGAAGUGUUCUGCUUCCCCCGCGUGGCUGUUUUGCGCACUGGCAAGAGGUUGAUUGGGGCACAUUGAAAGCUGCCAGGCAGGCACGCUUGUGAAUUGUGCAUCUGUCGCUUUUUACAUUCAGAACGAGUUCGACAUUAAUUUACACGAAUCAUUCAAUUCAAAAGCGCGUGCGGGCCGGGUGGGGUACACCGCGGACUGGUUGCCAGACAAUCGCAGGGCAACGUAGUCCCUCGGAGAGAAAUCAUCUUCAAAUGAUGACAUUGAGUUUACAUCACAUAUCUUGUAUAUCCUCAAAACUCACCUUGCUCGCUUCUGCGGAUUGUAUCGCGUUCCAUUUACUGACUGGCGACCAGUUCAGGGUGUCGUCCAGCUGGGAUGGGCUCGAGCUUCAUUUAGAAAGUUCUCAAGGUUCUAUAGUACAAUUUCUUUCGGACGGUUCUCUAGAACUUUCUUCGGAACACAGUUUUAUAGAACACUGAUCCUAAAGUUCUGUUGAAUAUUCUUUGGAGCGUCUCUAAAAUGUCAUUAGACAGACCAGCUCUAUCGGACCCCGCCCCCGUGUGGAGCAAAAGGCUUGUUUGUGUCGCCCCCGAGUGGCGUUGUGGAAGAAUGCAGUUGUGAGAAGAAGCCCAACUAACCUACCUCAGCGGCGCCGAGCUUUGCCUUUUCGGUCCCGGAGGCUCCGGCGCGGCGUCCACUUGUUGACACAGUCGACGGAGCGACGGAGCGACGGAGAGGAAGAGACCGCUGGGGAGGGGGGAGGGGGGGACGCACAAUGGCGGCGGUGCCGUGCUCCAAAUGCACGGCAGAAAGAAAGGGCUUUCGGCGGGAACUUGACUCUUGGCGAUACAAGCUGAUACACUGCGUCGGUAUGCUUCGAGUGUCGUUUGCCUGCUUUCUUUGAAAAUCAAACAAAUGGCGACGCUCAACGGGGCGCAAGUCCGACACGGAGAGGUUUGCUCCACCCGGCUAUGUUACUCGCUAGCUAGUAAUUAGCUGCCCGGCUAGCUAGCUAGCUAGCUUCAACUCCGUUCGGUGGGCAGCCCAAAAGUGACAAGCUAGCAUCGAGCAGCUGGCUAGUUGACACCUUCUCUUUGCACCCCUCAACAUCAUGAAUACGACUCGUUUUCGACCUGCUAAAGUAUUUGAGAGGACGCUAUACAUGCAGUUUUAAUGUGGGCUCUCAUUAGCUGGAUGUAGUAAUUGCUACGUGCGGCGUUGUACACGCACACAAAAAAGAAUAACAAAUGGCGAACAGUGCUCGUAUUAAGGCAGUUUGGGGGAGGGGAUUACGGCUGAGAUAAAGCAACAAAUGGUUGGUCGCUGCACGUGAAGACGAUGUGCCUGGGUUUGAAAGCAUCCUGGAAGGAAUAUACGGUCCUAUGCUGACAAGAGAUCUGAACUUAUUUAAUGACUGUGAACCCGAAGCGGUAGCGGACUGGUCUCCGGAGGCAAACUGCUCAUUCUGCAGCCUUCCUCUGGAUAAACUCAGUGUUGUAGCACCUGCAACCGCUUUGCCCCUCCCCUCCCCCUCGGAUUUCUCUCUAUGUCAAGCUCCAAACAUCUCGGAGAGCAGCCAGACGGCUCACAAGUUCCUUCAAGCCGUGUUCCACAAGAACGAUGCGUCCGUACGCUGCGACGCCAGCAUUCCUCGGAUUGCCCAGGACCUGAUGAAGAAGAUGAUACGCCAGUUCGCCAUGGAGUACGCGUCCAAGUGCCUGCUCCGCACCACUUCGACGGAGGUGACGACGAGAAGUUCUUCGCCUUUUUCUUCGGAAACGUCGGAUGUCCCCUUGGACCUGACCGUGAGCAGAACUAAGGAGGAGACAGAAAGGGAAUCGGAUGCAGACGGGGUGCUUGACCUCUCCCAAAAGAACGACGUCAGCACAACUUCGUCGAAUGUCAUCGCCUUAGGCUGCCCGCCUCCUUGCGAUGAAGAAGAAUUGGGAAAUCGGGAGAAGAGGACAGCUAAGCGGCGAUCUGCACUGGACGUGGUGCUCGACUGCCUCUGCCCAGCACAUCGUUCCUUACUCUACCAGAUGCUGAAGUUGGCCCACAAGGAAAACUUGCUCUCCUCCCCCGCCCGCAAAGCAGUUUUUCCGACAGAAAGCCACUGCCGCCGUUGUGGAUUAGGCGCAGAUGAGGUCACCCUCGAGAAGUGUACCACGCGCCACGGCGCUUCGUUCUGCCCUUUGUCCGAUUGCGCUCAUCAAGGCUGCACAAGCCCAACGUGCCUUCCCGGAGAGUUGCCCUUAAAAGCCUGUCGCGGUGUGGCUCCGUUUGACCUGAACGGCCACAGCACGCAAAGUUGUACCACGGACACUCGCGACACACUGAUGUGCCCCAAGAGGCUCCGCUGUACUUUCAGUCAAGGUCUGCCUGCAGAUCAAAUCGAGAGCAUGGUGUGUUCCUUUGCUCCUCGCUCUGCGGUUUGCUGUAGCCGACACCCCGACCCUUAUUUACGUGUUAGGAACCGCGCCCGUGUGAGCCAUCUUAACGCAACCACGGGAGAUCGUGACCCCCCUCCUCCCGUCCUGAAAAGAGAACAGAGCCCUUCUCCUCCUCCGCUUUCUCCAAUCCAAUCAGAUAUUCAGAAAUCAACGGAUGAAAUGCCACCUUCCCUGCUUCACCAUAAGCAAGAGGGAGAAGCUGCCCGCGCGGUUAAAGAUCAUCCGAAUAUGCACCGGGAGCUGAUUGUAGCUGCGGCAAAAAGACAAGCUCUGGAGUCUCGGACUCCAACAAGUAGCCAAGUUGAGAACCAAAGUGGGACUUUACUGCAAGAUGUUGUGAACCGUUUUAGUGAGAAACUUGAUACCAUCAGACCUCCAGCUCCGGCUCCGGCCUCCUCGGCCAUUCUUUCUGAACAGGAGCAGCGACGGUCCUCAACCAGCCAAAACCUGCAGUUUCCUGCUGAUGCCCAUUUGACUGAAAUUAUCACCACUGUGCUUCAUACGCACAGUCCCAGCGACUAUAACCUCAGUGAGCUCUUUAAUCGGCACGAUAGCAAAGGGUCCAGGUUGCCUAAUACACGCUUCCGUCGUCGCCAAGAAGCGCUCGCUGCGAUGGCGAGAAAGGCUGACGGCGCUACAAGCCGAAGGCAAAGUUUGAAAAUCAAACGAGAGCUCGCAAUGUUGGACGCGUCAUGCGGCAAGAGGAGGUCAUCGCGUGCAAAGAGAUCGCCGUCAAACCGUGUUAACGGCGCUGUGAACGCAUCGGGCCCUUUGCUUGACUUCAACCUAAUGCCAGAAGAGGAACGAGAAACCGAGCGGAACACGGACCGUCGAAGCCUUAACGGGCUCCCGCUCAAUAGCGGCCCCGCAAGUAGCAGAAAUGCAGUAAAAGCGGAUGAAACCCGGGGAAAAAAGGAAGGGGAAAUGGAUGAAAAAGACCUGAGCCAAGCAAUUUCCCACGAUUUGCAAAGCAAAUUUUCUAACCCUUCUUCUCGAGACGCUGACGUGCAACCGCAGGUGGAGGCUCAGUGUGAGCGACGUUGCCAAGAGGACAAGGUCAGUGCAAACUGCCACGCCGGGAUUUUUGAAUACCCCCCGUCAGGGCAACGCUGUGGCACUGCUGAUCGUGAUGAUGGGUCAGUUGAAAAGCAAAGUCAAAUUAUCAUUACAGACUGUCAUCCAGGUCACGAAAACCCCAACACUGAGUCGAGGAGGUCACGGAGAAACAUCGUGCCGCCACAGCGGUUCUCCUCUUACGUCACCGAAACCAGGAAGAUGUUCUUUAGUAUAUUUAACCAGAGAACUCCGAAUAAGAACGAUGUCACGUGUGGUACCUCAGAGGCCUUAUUUCAACAUGGAGAUGUUAAGAGUGCUGACUUUGAAUCAAAAACCAAACCAUCUAAUCUCCCAGACACCUUUGUACUAACCGGUAGAGAAGGAAACUGUUCGUCACGUACGGAAUCAACAGAACAAAACCAGGAUGUGCAACAAACUCCGGCAGUCAAAGAGACUGCGUGCACUGCCAAACCUUUGGGAGAGACCCGACCAUAUCCAAAAAGACCCAUCUCAAGUACUGCAUCAAGAAGGCUGCAAUACCCAAAUGUCAGUGUUAUGACGAGGUCUGCUGCCUGUGCAAAGGAUACUUGCACCGAUCUGUUCCAGUACGCGAGCCCAAUUAAGUUAAUGUUUGUAUCACCUUUAAAAGAAGGUGUCAUAUAUAGGCUUAAAUCAGCAAAAUCUUGCUCAGAUGCACAGGCAGAGGAAGUCUUUGACCCAUGCAAGGAAUCCUCCUGGGCAGGGACACCCGAGAAGAAGGAAAGCCAAAUCACUGAAUGUAGUUUGCCACCUACCAGGGCUAACGGCAAAUCCAUGGCCUCAUUUGAUACAUCUCCGCGGCACAUGAGGUCUUCUCCUUCACAGCGACUGAAGUCCGGUGCGUCACCGGCCGAGCCACCUUUGUUAACUCCCAUUUGUGCUUCGGGUUCUUCACCAGCUAAGCUUUUGUCAUCGCAUCAGUCUUCAUCGGCCGAGUCGGCUCCUGCUCCAUUUAAGUCGGGUUCUUCCCCAGCUAAGUCCUCUUCCUCAUCACCAAAGUCGUCUGGAAAAUGUACGUCUUCAUCACCAAAAACAAAAAUGGCCUCAAAGAGAUCAGGUGAAGUUACUCCACCUAAGAAUCCAUUUGGAAUGGAGAGCCAAAGGUCAUCUCGGGACUUGCAGUCGUUCCAUGAAAUCGCUCCCCUGAAAAGACGCCCGGGCCGGCCAAAGAAGUUGGGGCCGCAUCUGGAGCAGAAAGUGAAGAGACCAAUCGGUCGACCGCGUAAACAGAAGCCUGAGCGUGCAGCAGCAGGGACAGGCGUGCCAAAUGUACCAGCAGACAUGGAGGGCAAAGUCAACAAGAACCUCAAAAUAACUGUGGUCUACGGCCGUUCGAGAAGAAACAAACGAAUGGUUUCGGAGAGUUUUGAUCAGCUCCAAACAGAGUUUAGCAAUGCCUGUCUUAAGAAGGACCCGAGUGUAGCACGAAGCUAUAAAAUGGAUUUAAGUAAUCCCGAAAUGGAUUCACCGGAAUUCCCUCAGGGUUUGCAUGAUGCCAACCCUAUAAAGGAGGCCACGCUACACCCUAGCAGUAGGAUCAAGUGCCAAAAAAGGGAGAGUCCUUUACCCUCGAGGAAACCAGGUAGACCGGCAAAAGUUAAAAUCUCUGGAAUCUCGGUCACUGUGACCACAGUGUCACCAAAGCAACGUCAAAUUUGGAUGGGGAAGGAGUCUCCCAAAAGAAAAACCAACAAGAAAGCUCUACUGCCACGAUUUCAACACGCUCAAGGGCCCAGGAAGACGGUUGGUUGUCCGUCUGUUUGUGAAAACCUGCAACCAGCGGGACCAAAAGAAUCUCAGAGGAAAAACGGGCGAGCGCAAAAUCAGCCUCUAGCUGUGCGUCAUUCAAAGAGAGUGAGUAAGCCCUCGGUGUAUUUUCUGCAUGCCGUUGCCACCUGCAGAACUCCAACAUACAGUCACAGUAACGCUCUCUUACGACGCUCCAAACAACUUCUGUUGAACAAGGCCUGCAAUCAAAGAAAACAAGAAAGACACCCGAGGAUAGAACAUUCAGUCUUGAAAGGCCGCCCUUGUCAACUGGGGCCAGAGGACAUCUCUCAGGAGCUCACUCGAAUAGCAGCUAUUUCUUUGGACUCAAUAUUUGCUCCCAAAGAGACACUCCGUUGGUGGGCAACAUCGGCUGAAGAAAGGACCUUGAACCAAGAGCUCGCCAGACGCAUUCAGCUCAUCUCUGACACCUGGGUCUCGGACACGGUGGAGAACCGGAGGGUAGACUUCCAGUUCCAAGUAAACACCGGUAGUAGUUCCUCAGCCUCUAAGUCCAAACAUUCUUCAGUCGUUCAAACGUUGUUCAGCUGCCCCCCUACUAAACCCAGAUCCUGUAGUAUGCAGCAACUCAGUUCCUGGUUCAUGGAGACGACAGAGACGCAGUCACUGGCGAUUGUCAAGAAGACCGGCUCCCGCAACCAUUACGAAGUUAUGCACUUCCCUCGCUCAGUCAACAAACGAGGUGGCAAGUGUCAAAGUCCUCAGGCAGAACGACUCCGCAGACAUGUCAAGAAGUUUGCCAAAACCUUGCCAAAGAGUCCACUCCAGCACGAAAAAGCCCAAAAAAGGUUGAGGGAAAUGAAGGGAGCUCCAUCAAUCCAAAACACGAGGCACCGACUCCGAGGAACUAGAUGGAGGCGGCGGCGGCGGCGGCGGCCCUUCAGCAAAUACAAGGCCACGCUGCUCCGGGUCAGGAAACUCUUCCAAACUCAAAAAGAAAGGAAGUGGGCAAAGGAAAGAUACACGCAAGGAACUGCCUGUAGGCCACACACGGUCGUUGGACUUGGACCAAAAGAGAAAGCGGUGACAUUGCCGUCUGACGGUUUGGAGAGCAGUCCCGGCGCCGAAUCUGAGGAGCCAAAAGAGCGAAAGAUCUGCUCGAAAGCCUGGAGUCCCGAGUCCAUUAAGGAAUGCCGAGUAUUUCUGAAAAAGAUCAAGUCCGCAGACGACAAAGCGGCGCAAGAGUGGGACGCCUGUACCGUGACACUGGAUGAGAAGUCAGCUUCUGCAUUUGUGUUUGCCGGAAAGAAGAGGCAACUGGUCGGAGUCGUUCGAGCUGUGAAAAGAAAACGCUGCGCCGACGGCAGCGGCGCGACCCCUUCGGUGCGUGAAUCACUCCAGAUGGAACUGGAUGAAAUGCCUUUAGGGAGGCGCAAGGGCAAAUGUCCCGGCCUCGCGUCUGCCCGAGCACCACCUGCCAAAAAGCUGCGACAAUCUCGGAUGAAGGGCUUAAGUGGACCGAGGUGGUGUGACUUUGUGCUGGGAAGCUAGACGACACACGAGGCCUCCGUCCUUCGUGGGGAUCGGACUCUGGUGUUUUGUGGUGCCUUUGGACACUGAGCUGACCGUGUGGAACUGAGCAUUACGCCACGGUUCAGUCUCGCCCUCAGCAAUUAUGUAGCAGUCUAACUUAAGAAAAUGUUGAUGUUGCACUAUUUUUUUUUUUUUUUUCCCUUCUUUAUAACGUUGAGAUUUGACUUUUUGAACGUAGCCUUCUUUCACGAAGCAAGCCUCGUCUGAAGAGCCCGGAAGAGUAUUCUGCCUCUUCCACCACAAACCCGCCAAACAAAAGUCUGGCACAAUGGCUAGAAAUGUUCGGGUAGGACGUCUCAAAAUCAGUUGGGUUUUCCAACAUCAUGGUGGGGGCGAAUUGUUUUCAGUGCUAGCAUCCUCGCGGUUUGAAGCCACAAGUUAACAAACACUGUCACUAAGUCAAGUGACGGACUGAAGCACUCCUUGUUUCAGGUCAUUCAGAAUCACCAAAAUGAUGGAAUUUUGUUCAGUGCCCCAAUAAUGAGAGAGAGGAUUUUGGUUGGCAUCCACUUCCAAUGUACUGGCUUCAUCCAGCAUCUUCCCAAGGUCUUUAGCUUACGUCCUCGCGUGGACUCGCGCAUUUCUGACCAAAACACCUCUGGAACACAAAGCCCGUCCGUCUCCUUCCCGAGCGGUGUGAUGGCUGGACGUUCCUGUGAUGUUUGUACUUGCGUGUGAUUGAUUUGAAGAGAAGAAGGUGGCACCUUCGUGCAUCUGGAAAUUGCACCCAAGGAUGAGGCAGACCGCCAUUUUCCCCUCCGACUUCCCGGCUUGACUUCAAACAAGGAAGCGGGCAGCUGCGCCGUCGGUGAACUCGCACGUCGUCAGCUCGCCCAGCGGGAGCUUCCAAAGCCGAAAGCCGUGACCUGGACAUCUGGACUUACGUACGUAAACGUGAUAAAUCUCGAAUUGUGUGAGCAAAUGACACAAUUCAAAGAUUUUGGUGAUGCCGACUGACCUGAAAAAGGAGAACUUCUGUCCGGUUUGACUUCAGACAGUGAAAAGUGUGUCAACUUUCCAUGCUUGUUGUAUUAUUCGUCUUAAAGCAUUUAAAGUUUGUGCUCUUGAAAUUGAGAAGUCCAAACAAACGUUGCCGACGGCAGGUCACGACGUGGAAAAAAAUGAAGCGCGAAAAAUGGAAUUGGAAUCAUGCAGUAUUUUACUAGGUUUUGUACAUAGACUUUUUUUUUUUUUGCGCAUUUACCGUUACAAUUGGGACGCCGCCAGCUUCAGAUGUACGUCUUGCACUAUCCCAUUUCAGAUUUAGCCCCCCCCCCCCACCAUCAUAUUUUGCACAUUCUAUUAAAUUUCCACUACCACCAGCUACUGUACAACAAGAGAAUCAAACGCGGUGCAAUAGAAACACACAAACGCUUUCGUCAUUUUAGAAUCGAGCGCAACGAGAUGACCUGGCCUGUCGCUUUAAGUCGAGCGGACCGACGACGGCCGUUGGAGUUGGCGCGAAAUAUUUGGGAGGGACGCGAGGGUUGUACUUUUUUUUUUUUUUAAUAUUAUUGUUGAGUAGAAUUAUGCUAGCCGGCAGGCAGUUGUCGUCUCUGUUGUAGUUCAACUUGCCGACGUCGCGAUUAGACGCCAACUCGUGCCCGGAAUUACUCACUAACCGCUUUGACGCCAUUUUUGGAGGAGCGUCCAAAAGCUUGGCAACCGGCGGUCGGCGGACGUUCCGAUGGGAGCAGAUUUUUGAUAUGAAUGUAACUUUUCAAGAGCGUCGGGCUGAUCCUCUCAUUUUUUUGGCUACGUCGACUUCGUGCCAACACUUUUUGGGCUGACGGCAGCUAAUUCGGCUUUCCUCUGAUCGGUUGCCAUUUGUUUGUCUUUGCUCGUGAUGUUGAUCAGCCGAACUGAUUUCAGGCAGAACAACGUCUGCGACUCGGGAAUGAGCGAGUCGACGUUUUCCGACGGCGGAAGUCAACGAGCGGGCCCGACUCCUCCGUUUUGAACUUGUCAGGUCAGUACGGCCGUCGAGCGGAAAAGCGGGCUUGGCUCUCUUUUUCUUACGUUCUCAUUUAUCGUGCCUUCCUUUGAAGAAUGAGAAUUGGACACUAAUCUUGGAGGAAACUCGGCUUGGUCCCUGGGAGGGUUUUGUUUUGUUUUGACUUUCGCUGUACAAAAUAUGUGCCCGGCGACCCGUCUAUUUAUGUCAGUGUGGUCACAUUUUAUUUGGGGGGAGGGGGUGUAAAUCCACUUCCAAAAACUUGGUGCUAAAUCUGUUGUAUAUUUUUCCUCGUGGUUUUAUACAGAUGCAAAACGAUGACUGUUUGGAGAAAUAAAAGGUUUUUUUUGUUUUGUUUUCUUAACCUUAAACAUCCAGUGAGCUUCACAAUUUUAAUAAAGCAGAAGCCAGAGGUGAAAAUAUGGAAUCGCACUGUUUGCAUUCCUCUUAGUCCCGUAUUCAAAACAAAUUUCCUCGUUAAAACUCACGUUGUAAACGCAGACG
This is a messenger RNA of Syngnathoides biaculeatus (alligator pipefish), 10975 nucleotides long. It is a transcript of the gene lcorl, whose product is annotated as ligand dependent nuclear receptor corepressor-like. Gene Ontology annotation, cellular component: nucleus. NCBI's taxonomy places the organism in Eukaryota, Metazoa, Chordata, Actinopteri, Syngnathiformes, Syngnathidae. The record is from RefSeq and is a predicted model, not a curated record. The transcript has 8 exons. Gene Ontology annotation, molecular function: DNA binding. The coding region runs from base 3034 to 8475 and encodes 1813 amino acids. Gene Ontology annotation, biological process: regulation of transcription by RNA polymerase II.